AUGGUGGCGUUGGCCUGUGGUAGACAGCACCGGUUGCCGGCCUCGACGACGGCAUCUAGCGGCCCGCUUGGGUGCUUCAUCUCCGUGCUGAGCUGCAGUAGCUGCAUCUGCGGCGGUCCAGUUAAGCUGCAGCGACGAGGGUCAGAUCAGGCCGCGACUAAAAUAUCUGAUUUCAAGACGGCAAUCAACGCGCCGCCAAGCAUCGUCGAAAUGCCCCAUACCGGCCAAGCGGGCGUCAACCAGCUGGGAGGAGUCUUCGUCAAUGGUCGACCCCUGCCGGACAUUGUCCGACGGCGAAUCGUUGAGCUGGCGUUGAUGGGUGUCCGACCGUGCGACAUUUCCCGUCAGCUUCUUGUGUCUCACGGAUGUGUAUCGAAAAUUUUGACCCGCUUCUACGAAACAGGAUCGAUAAGGCCCGGUUCGAUCGGUGGCAGUAAAACGAAGCAAGUGGCAACGCCGACAGUGGUGAAGAAAAUUCUACGCUUCAAGCAGGAAAAUCCGGGCAUGUUUGCCUGGGAGAUCCGGGAUCAGCUGCUUUCCCAGCGGAUAUGUGACCCCAACACGAUACCCUCGGUGAGCUCGGUGAACCGGAUACUGCGGAACGGCGGCAUGUGGACGGACGAUAUGACUUCGAAUGAACAAAUGCUCCGCGAGUCUUCCCACUCGUCCGCCGCCUAUAUGCAGUCCAAAGCGAUGUCAUCUCACCCUCUGUACAGUCAAACGCUCGAGCAACAUCAAGCCCUGCUCAACCAGUACCGGUACAGUAUGGCCGGAGUUUCCCCGGACCACACCCCAAAACACCCCAACAUGCCCCACCACCACUCUCCGUACGGUUCGCCCCCGGGGGCACCGGCACCAAUGGUGCAAAGAACGGCGGCUGUCAACAUCAUUCAGCACGAAAGUCUCCCACCGACCGGAAACACCAAAUCCACCGAACACCAUCACCAGCAAUCGUCACCCCAUCAAACGCAACCCCUAGCGGCGGGACAUCCACACCAUCACCAUCUCGGUAAAUCGAUGCCCUCCGUCAGCAUGCCCGACCUUAGCUCUCCGAAAGGGGCCGACUCCAAGAGUGAACCUUCGUCCUCCACCCGCUCCACACCGACCAGCGGCACACCGGUGUCAUCGAUUGCGCCCGCCACCGCUCAGAUGCCAUACCUGCCGAAACACUGGAUCUGGAACACGAGCCUGUUCUACGCGGCGAACCGUGGCGUGGGACAGCACGCAUCGAGCGCAGAUCCGUCCAGUGCUACAUCGGCAGCAGCGGCGGCGGCUGCAGCAGCCGCAGCAGCAGCCGCAGCCGCCUUUCCCCAUGGAUACUUCACGUACGGCAAUCCUUUCGGGGGCGGUGCCGCAUUCCAGGGUCAAAUUGAUCCAAGCUUGCGUAGUGACACGACUGCUUCGAAUGCCUCGUCCUCGCCGGUACAAAUCACCGACGUUAACAGUGAUGACUCUUCGGACAAUCACGACGAUCUGAGGACGUCCAUCUCGAAGAAACGCAAUCCGUACUCCAUCGAGGAGCUGCUGAAGAAGCCCGAAAGCAAAAAACAGAAGAUCGACGAUCGAGUUACCAUCACCUGCGUUUCGGAUGCUUCCGGCAAGGUACAGACGGAUUCGCUGCUCGAUGACAAAUACCACUACCACUGCUCACCGUCGGUGUCACCGUCCAAGUCGUGUCCGUCACCUUCUGCCACGCCGGUCACUGCGGUGCGCUGUAAAUCGUCCUCCGACUACCGUUCGUCCUCAUCGCCACAGUCAGUCGGGGAGGACUCGGAAGGCUGCAGUAUCGUUUCGGCGGUGGUACGCUCCAAGCUCACCGAUACCAAUAGUGAGAAUAGCAUCAACAUUGAAAUUUGUGAUUAA
This is a messenger RNA of Anopheles moucheti, 1863 nucleotides long. It is a transcript of the gene Poxn, whose product is annotated as paired box pox-neuro protein. Gene Ontology annotation, molecular function: RNA polymerase II cis-regulatory region sequence-specific DNA binding; DNA-binding transcription factor activity, RNA polymerase II-specific. Lineage: Eukaryota; Metazoa; Arthropoda; Insecta; Diptera; Culicidae. Bases 1 to 1863 code for a protein of 620 amino acids. The transcript has 7 exons. Gene Ontology annotation, biological process: regulation of transcription by RNA polymerase II; anatomical structure development. The record is from RefSeq and is a predicted model, not a curated record.